GUUCUUUUCUGAUCCUACAUGGAUGGCAGUCGUCAUGAGUCCGAAUUUGGCGAGGAUGUUCGACGAAAGACUCAAACGUAUCGUAGAGGAAAGUUACGAAGUCGCCUUUAUAUUGUGUAACAAAGAAAUGGAGGAGUUCAGCUCGUCAAAGAUUUUCGACGUUUUCACGCAAGUCUUCAGCACCGCUUACGUUUUGAACACGGGAUACUGGCCCUUUUUCUCCACCAUCAACGGCCAAUGUUUAUGCGUUUGCGGUCGCUUUGGAGUGCCUUGUAGGCAUAUCAGGAACGGAGGCCACUGGAUCGAUUUGCAACCGAUCGAAUCGGAUCCUAGCGCCGCCAUUUUUUAUCCCAAAAUGUACGGCCCUGUUAUAAUACAGGAUUACGAAGUACUAGUUAAACCGUUAGAUAGCACCGGAGGAUAUCAUAUAAAUAUAAUAUUGAAUGUACAGUAUAAGAAAAUUGAAAAGGGAAAAAUUAAAAGAGAAAAGCUAGGGAAGCCUGUACAAAAAGACGUGACGUCCAAAACUUAUCCUAUUUCAAUAUUUUCAAGGUUUUUCCUGAUGAACCAAUUCUACUCAGCCCUCUUCACUAUCGUCUUCCAACCGAACCCGUUUUUCAACGAAAAUUACGGCACUUUCUUCAGAAAACUGAUCAAUUUACGCGCCCAAGAAUUCUGCGCCUUCCACGGUGAACAACGCCAGAUCUGGUGCAUAACCUACAACCAAAUGCCUUCGACAACGUUCGUCCAUCAUCACGUGAACGUGCCUGUAUAUAAAUUCCCAACGCAGCUGCUGGUCUUCAACACAACUCCUUCCAAGAAUAAGAGCCCUUUAACGAAGAAUAAGAGUGUCCAAACUCACAGUAUCCAAUCCGCUUUUAACAACAAUACUAGUCAGAAUAUUUGGAGUAACUACUGCAUAGAAGAGAGUUCAACUAUUAGCGAAUCUUUGAAGAACUUUGCUUCUAAUUCUUUAUCUUUCGAUAAUUCCGAAACGGAAGAAUAUAUAAUCAUUGAUGAUUCAGAAGAAUUUGAUAAUCAGUGGCCAAAUUUGAGCUACAGCAAAGUGAUCCAACCCAAUCAAUUCAUGAUUGAAUAUAAUUGUAUGCACGCUACUUUACUGGAUAACGAACCUCAAGAUCUGACUAACAAGCAAAGCAGUAAAUACACUUGGUCUCCUAAAACCGAACCAGAUUCUACCACAACCAAUGAUUCUUUAUCGAAGUCCGACCAGGAAUUAUCCAUUAUGGUCCACGAAGAAGUAACGCCAGUGAACUUGAAUUUCUCGAAAGCCGUGUCCAAUGUCGCCAAUCGGUUUGAUGAAAAGAGUGAUAACAAAGAUGAAAAUUGGUUCGAGAAGAAUUUCCCGCCGCUGAAGGGAUUAAAUAUUAGGAAAAUGGCGAAGAGUGAGGUCGAUGAGGAGUUCGAGAUUAUCCAGACGGUUAUCAAGGAUGAUGUGCUGAAGCAGGAAGGGAAUUUGGAUUGGUGGCAUAAGAAUAUUAAGCAAUAAAAUUAUAGUCAGGUAUAUAAUGGAAAAUUGGAGAAUGUUUUCUUUAGGGGCUUGUUAGGAGGUAAAUAUGCUCAGGUGCCGUAUUUUAGUUUUUCUUUUAUAUUUCGAAAAAACUGGUAGUGAACUUUGCAAAAAUUUGGAAAAAAGCUUAUUGGAAUAUAGAGCACAGGUUGUUUGGAUCAAAACAUGGGAAGUAUGGAAAAAGAUGCAAGGCGUUAAAAUUAAUAUAUCUUUUCAUUUUUUGAAAGGUCAAGGAAUAUUUUUAUAUUUAAGUUUACAUUUUGUUACAGGAGGCGACACAUAUAUGCGAUUUCUGAUUAUGAAAUUAGGUCUUAUGUUUUUUACGAAAUUUUUUGUAAUUUUGAUUCAGUAACAUAAUAUUAAUUAAUUACACUGGGAGUGUACUGCUUGGGAUUGUGGGAACUAAUAUUAUUGCACUAAGUAAGGAUACAAAGAUCCUUAUUUGAAUUACACACUUUAAUUAUGUUUAUUUCGGCUCUAUUUUGACCUAACCUUCUUGAAUCAUCUAUAUGUGCAUUCAUUAUCUUUUUUUGCUGUAAUUAAAGUAAAACAAGUCACUUAAGUAAAAGCAUAAUCCUCAUAUUUUGGUUCAAACAACCUGCGUAUACUCUAUAUAUCCCAAUAGUUAUAACUUAUCCUGUAUAACUUUUCUGAGUGUGCUGAAUUCAAGUCUGAACAUUCUCUUUUGGUUUGACUGUAAGUCUUCUACCAUUCUGAUUUGUAUCAGUAUUCCUGCAACCCCUUACGAAAUUUUGAACAAUGACUAGAUUUUUUGUUGACGCAGACUUAAUUUGAAGUCUAUGGAGUCCAAUCUCUAAUGGACAUUGUUAUUUUGAAUUUUUUGGAACAAAAGUUUUUUUUAACUAUAUAUAGGACACUUUCCCUCCUUCUCUUAGCCUAGUAUCUUGGUUCGGCGACUUUUAGUAUUUUUAUCUUCUAACUAAACACUAAAUAAAAGCAUUUUCCCUUCUUCCAUACCCUCCAAUGACUGGAUUAAUAGUAUAUAUCCAUCCUAAAUUUAUUGUUUAUUAUUUAAAUACUUAUAUCACAAUAUAUAACAAAGUAGUUGCAAAUAUUUUUCUUAUUGUCACAUAUUUCGUUCACAAUGAAUUUGAACCAGCUGUCAAAUAUGUCAAGUGCAUAAUUUUUGUAUACUAAAUAUUUAUUUUUAACUAUUAUUACAAUAAAUUAAAAGUAACUAGAUUAUUUUUUUCUGGUUACUACAUAUUUUUGGUUAGAUAAUGCAUUUGAUAUAAGCCUUUAUGGCUCAGAUCUUCGAACGUUUAACUUUGAAUUGCACGAGAUCAAUUCCUGAUAAAAGCAAUAUUUUAUUUAUUUUUUAUUUUAAUAUAUUUAUUAUUAUUUUAUUUAAUAUUAAUCUUUUAUUUUUUGUAAUAUAACCCAUACAGUUAGGC
Molecule: messenger RNA, 2946 nt
Organism: Psylliodes chrysocephalus
Lineage: Eukaryota; Metazoa; Arthropoda; Insecta; Coleoptera; Chrysomelidae
Source: the annotation of a GenBank genome assembly